GAGGAGGAGUCCGCGGCUUGUACUGAGCUGCCCUCUCCGUCUAUCAGCCAGCGCUGCUUCCUUCUCUCGGACGCGCUUGAGGUACCUCAAGCCGUUGCCUCCAGCCAACAGCCUCCCUCAGCUCCCAUGGCCGGACGCGGCGGGUUUCCCCUCACCCCGCCGCCCCCGGAGGGACUAUCGCCGGCUGUCUCGGUGGCGGCGGGCGUCCCUUCGCCAGCAGUUCCGGGACCGGGAAGCGGGCUUUUGCGAGGACCCAGUCCGGCCGGGGCCGGAUCGUAUCGGCCCCUGGGCCACGGAGCUCAGUUCCAACGCCCUGGAAUGCUGCCUGGUGGAAGGAUGCCUAUGGCGGGAUUACAAGUGGGAUCCACUUCAGGGCCUCUGUAUGGUACAGCCUCUCCACUGAGAUCUGGAAUGCCACAAUCCAUGAUGGAUCCCUUCCGAAAGCGCCUACUUGCUCCUCAGGCACAGCCACCUCCGGCACUUACACAAAGGCGAGGAUUGAAAAGGCGGAAGAUGGCUGACAAAAUCCUGCCACAGAGGAUUCGUGAGCUAGUCCCUGAAUCUCAAGCCUACAUGGACUUACUGGCCUUUGAACGCAAGCUGGACCAGACAAUUGCUCGCAAAAGAAUGGAAAUCCAAGAGGCCAUCAAGAAACCUUUGACGCAAAAGCGGAAGCUGCGCAUCUACAUCUCUAAUACUUUUACUCCUGGCAAAGAGGAGUCAGAGGGUGGCGAACGUAUAGCCUCAUGGGAACUUCGUGUGGAAGGCAAACUUCUUGAUGAUCCAAGUAAACAGAAGAGAAAAUUCUCAUCCUUUUUCAAGAGCCUGGUUAUUGAACUAGACAAAGAAUUAUAUGGACCAGACAAUCAUCUGGUGGAGUGGCACCGGAUGUCAACAACCCAAGAGACAGAUGGCUUUCAAGUCAAGCGCCCAGGUGAUGUGAAUGUGAAAUGCACUCUGCUUCUCAUGCUGGAUCAUCAGCCUCCUCAGUACAAGCUAGAUCCCCGUCUGGCUCGCCUGCUUGGUGUCCAUACACAGACUCGUGCCAGCAUAAUGCAGGCCCUGUGGCUCUAUAUCAAAUACAACAAACUUCAGGACUGUCAUGAGAAGGAAUACAUCAAUUGUAACCGCUACUUUCGCCAGAUCUUUGGCUGCAACCGUAUGAGAUUUUCUGAGAUCCCCAUGAAACUGGCAGGACUCUUACAACAUCCAGAUCCCAUUGUUAUCAAUCAUGUGAUCAGUGUGGACCCUAAUGAUCAAAAGAAAACGGCCUGCUAUGACAUUGAUGUGGAAGUGGAUGACCCCUUGAAAGCCCAAAUGAGCAACUUCUUGGCCUCCACCACUAACCAGCAGGAAAUUGCCUCCCUGGAUAUCAAGAUCCAUGAAACAAUUGAAUCUAUCAAUCAGUUGAAGACUCAGCGAGAUUUUAUGCUGAGUUUUAGUAAUAAUCCACAGGACUUUAUUCAGGAGUGGAUCAGAUCUCAACAGAGGGACUUGAAGAUCAUCACAGAUGUGGUUGGGAACCCAGAAGAAGAGAGACGGGCUGAAUUCUAUCAGCAACCAUGGAUGCAAGAGGCUGUUGGACGACACAUCUUUGCAAAGGUUCAACAGCGCAGACAAGAACUGGAACAAGUGCUUGGUGUUCGCCUUACUUAGUGCUGCCUUCUUUCUCAGUUCUUCCCCAUGUUCUGGUACUUUGGAGCAGACCGAUAGGCAGGCAGUCUUCUCCUUUCCCCUUGGAAGGUGGGGAAAAAUCUGCUGCCACUGCAUGUUCUCUGUGUUCAGUACUCCCUAGGGACUUGUACAAGGCCUCCUUUAGCAGAGAGGAGGGAGUUCUUCUCCCUCACCAGAACCUGCCCUUCAUGUGUGCUUUGCCUCUGGGACACUGGGAAUUUUUGUUUUGAGUUGCCUUCUACCUCUUAGCUGAGCCUUAGCAGUCUCUUGCAAUGCAGGAACCUGCUGCUCACUUUUAACCAAAGCUUGUCCAUUCCUGCCAGUUUUGCUGGCAUUUAAUCUUUGCACUAUCUCUUUUUUGUGGGGCUGGGGAGCAAAGCUUUGUUUCCUGUACAAAGGUUAAUGUAUGCUUGGUGGUGGUUUCUCUUCCACCCUAUGCAACUGAUGUUCCACAAUGUCAAAAGGGAGGGGCUUUGCUCAGAUGUUGCCCUACUGUUAAUGACAAUCAGUUCCCCUUAGUAAUGUAUGUAAGAACUAGGACAGUAGAGAAUAUGUUUUAUGGCAAGGUUACAGUGCCAGAAGAAAUAUUCCUGGGGCUGCCAGCCAAAGGAUAAGUAGUAAUUUCCUCAAACUUCUCAGGCCUCCUUCAAGUGCCUUCACUCUCCAAGCUUUUGGGCCCUUAGCACUUAAAUAUCUCAUAGAUUAUCUCCCCGCUUUCUGGCCUGCCCCUUGAUAUAGUUUGGCCAAGUAGAAGCUGAUGGGAUGUUUACUCAUAAACAAGGAUGUUACCAGUUUCUAUGUUUGUUUUUUUUAAAAUAAAAAUACAUUUAAGCAGCAA
This is a messenger RNA of Candoia aspera, 2512 nucleotides long. It is a transcript of the gene SMARCD2, whose product is annotated as SWI/SNF related, matrix associated, actin dependent regulator of chromatin, subfamily d, member 2. The transcript is spliced from 13 exons. The record is from RefSeq and is a predicted model, not a curated record. NCBI's taxonomy places the organism in Eukaryota, Metazoa, Chordata, Lepidosauria, Squamata, Candoiidae. Gene Ontology annotation, cellular component: SWI/SNF complex; nucleus. Bases 127 to 1656 code for a protein of 509 amino acids. Gene Ontology annotation, biological process: regulation of transcription by RNA polymerase II. Gene Ontology annotation, molecular function: transcription coregulator activity.